AGUUGGGAGAACCCAUCCUGACCAUGAAGGGCAGCAAAGGCAUCGAGAACCCGGCUUUCGUCGCCUCCAGCCCGGACACCCCGCACCGUUUGUUUGCAUCGCCCUCUCACGUCGAAGUCUCUGACUUGGCCACCAAAUCCCAGACACAGAAUUCGAAGCCCCAGGAACCUCCGGAGCCCCAGAAGUCACGGGAGCCACCCCAGCCUUCAGAGGCUCCCCCUGCCUCCCAAGAGCUGUCCAGGCCGGAGUCGCUGCCGGAGCUUGAGGAGGGACCCUGCGGGUGUGGGAACUUACAACCGCAGAGUCUCCAGCGCUGCAACACGCCCCAGGGCUUUCUGCUGUUCUAUUGCCUUCUGGCCCUCACGCAAGGUAUUGUAGUAAAUGGCCUCGUAAAUAUUAGCAUUUCCACUAUUGAGAAGCGCUAUGAAAUGAAGAGUUCCCUGACGGGCCUGAUAUCAUCAAGCUAUGAUAUCUCCUUCUGUGUGUUGUCUUUAUUUGUGUCAUUCUUUGGUGAAAGAGGACACAAACCAAGGUGGCUUGCAUUUGCAUCCUUUAUGAUAGGACUGGGAGCACUUGUAUUUUCACUGCCAAAAUUUUUUAGUGGAAAAUACCAGUUGGGGUCCCCAUUUGAGGAUACUUGCUCAACUACAAGGAAUAGAACCAGUUGCACCUCUUCAAGUUCUUCACUUUCUAACUACUUGUAUGUGUUCAUCUUGGGACAACUAUUGCUGGGAACAGGAGGAACUCCUCUUUAUACCCUGGGAACAGCUUUUAUUGAUGAUUCUGUGCCCACACACAAAUCUUCUCUUUACAUAGGAAUUGGCUAUUCUAUGUCAAUACUAGGCCCUGCUAUUGGCUAUGUGUUGGGAGGACAGCUGCUAACCAUGUACAUUGAUGUGGGAAUGGGACAAAGCAUAGAUAUUACUGAAGAUGAUCCACGAUGGCUGGGGGCAUGGUGGAUUGGAUUUCUUCUGUGUUGGCUCUUUGCUUGGUCUUUGAUAAUUCCUUUUUUGUGCUUCCCAAAACAUUUACCAGGUACAGCAAAGAUUCAAGGUGAAAGAAUUUCCCAGACUCACCAGGAUAAGAGUAGUUCCUUAAAACACAGUGAGGAGAGUUUUGGAACAAGCUUUAAAGAUUUUCCAGCUGCUCUAAAGAGUUUGUUGAGGAAUACUGUCUUUAUGUGUUUAGUUUUUUCAACUUCUUCAGAAGCCUUAAUUACUACUGGAUUUGCUACAUUUUUACCUAAAUUUAUAGAAAAUCAAUUUGGAUUGUCUUCCAGCUUUGCAGCUACCCUUGGAGGAGCUGUUUUAAUUCCUGGAGCUGCUCUUGGUCAGAUUUUAGGUGGUGUCCUUGUUUCAAAACUCAAAAUGACAUGUAAAAACACAAUGAAGUUUGCUUUGCUCACAUCUUUAGUUGCUCUUGUGCUGAGUUUUGUAUUUGUUUAUGCCAACUGUGAAAAUGAGCCAUUUGCCGGUGUGUCUGAAUCAUAUAAUGGGACAGGAGAACUGGGAAACUUGACCGCUCCUUGUAAUGCGGAUUGUAACUGCUUUCAAUCAUAUUAUUAUCCUGUCUGUGGAGGAGAUGGAGUCCAGUAUUUCUCUCCCUGCUUUGCAGGUUGUAAAGAUUCUCUUUUAAAAAGACAGGCAAAGGAAUAUUACAAUUGUUCCUGUAUUGCAAGGAAUACAGAAAUAACCCCUACUUUGGCAAGUUUUAUUUUUGAAGCUAAAGCUGGAAAAUGUGAAAGUCGAUGUGCAAAAUUGCCCAUAUUCCUUGGCAUUUUCUUUGCUACAAUUAUCUUUACAUUUAUGGCUGGUACUCCUAUAACUGUGUCCAUUCUAAGGUGUGUUAAUCAGAAGCAACGGUCCCUAGCUUUGGGAAUACAGUUUAUGCUGCUUCGAUUAGUUGGCACAAUACCUGGACCAAUUAUAUUUGGUAUCACAAUAGACAGCACAUGUAUUCUGUGGGAUAUUAAUGAAUGUGGAACUAGAGGAGCCUGCUGGAUUUAUAAUAACAUCAAGAUGGCCCAUAUGCUAGUAGCUAUAAGUGUUACUUGUAAAAUUAUCACCAUUUUCUUCAAUGGGUGUGCAGUCUUUUUGUAUAAGCCACCACCAUUAGACCCAGAUGUAUCAUUUCAAAAUCAGAAUGCAGUUGUGACUGUUUCAGUAGAAAGUGAUCUCAGCAAUGCAGGAAAUGAAGGAUAAAAGAAAGAGACCAUUUUACAACUGGAAAAUUGGCCUUCAUUUGUAAGAAUACACAUUGCCAUUGCAGCAUUAUCCACCCAAUAUGGACAAUCAUAUUUAAAAGUUGGUAUUUUAUAAUUAAAUGUGUUAUCUGUACAUUUA
Molecule: messenger RNA, 2342 nt
Organism: Hyaena hyaena (striped hyena)
Lineage: Eukaryota; Metazoa; Chordata; Mammalia; Carnivora; Hyaenidae
Gene: SLCO4C1
Product: solute carrier organic anion transporter family member 4C1
Exons: 13
Coding region: 24-2201 (725 amino acids)
Biological process (GO): transmembrane transport; sodium-independent organic anion transport
Cellular component (GO): membrane
Molecular function (GO): protein binding
Source: RefSeq, a predicted model, not a curated record